AUGCAUAUCCUCGUAACAAACGACGACGGGCCCCCCUCGCUGCAAUCAAGCCCCUACAUCCUGCCCUUCGUGCACGCCCUGCGCGCAGCAGGCCACAAAGUCACCAUCGUCAUCCCCGACGCCCAGCGCUCGUGGAUCGGCAAAGCGCACAUCGUCGGGGCCGAAAUUCACUCCACGCCGUACUGGCCGCCGGAACGGACGCCUUCAGCCCAUGAUCCCGAGGCGCAAACCGCGCGGCAACAGCGCGAUGGUGGCGGCGACGGCGAUGCGAGGCCCUGGAUCCUCCUCUCCUCCACGCCGGCGACGUGCGUGCAAAUCGCCCUAUCCCACUACCUCGACACGCACGAUGUCGAUCUCGUGAUUUCCGGCCCGAACUACGGCCGCAACACCACCGCCGUCUUCGCCCUGUCCUCUGGAACGCUAGGAGCCGCGCUCGAAGCGGCAGUCUGCGGCCACCGUGCUAUAGCCCUCUCCUUCGCCUUCUCCUCCCGCAACCACGACGACGAAAUCAUAGCCGAGACGUGCAGACAUUCAGUGCGCGUGUGCGAAUACCUAGCCGCCGACGCGGGGGGGAAUUUCUGGGGCGAGGGAAGGCUGUAUACGAUCAACACCCCCGUCGUGGCGGGCGUGGCUUCCAAACCCACAAUCUGGACGCGCAUGCUGCAGAACUCGUGGAAACGAGGCGCCUGCUUCCAAGAGAUCCCCGCCUCAUCAGAAGACCCGACCUUCUCCGACGCAGCGCACGACGCCAACGCCGCGGCAGAGGAGCAGAUGACGCGCGUGCAGACGGAGGAAGGCGGCAAGCCUCCUCCUCAAGCGGAUGAGGGUCGCAAUGGGCAGCAGAAGGACUCGUGGGAGCGCACGCGGCAUUUCAAGUGGGCGCCGCGCUUCACGGACGUGUUUGAUAGCGUGGAGGCGGCGGGGCCGGGGACGGAUGGGUGGAGUGUGAAAGUGGGGGAGACGAGUGUGACGGGGAUAUAUGCGAAUUUCAAGCAUGUGCAGGGACUGGAGGGGGAGAUUGAGUUGGGAGGGGGGCAGCAGGUGUCUUUGGGGAGGGCGAAGGCUGCGGCGUCUUCUCCUGCUGCUGCGGAGAGGUUGUAG
Neohortaea acidophila is the source of this 1101-nucleotide messenger RNA. Its product is annotated as survival protein sure-like phosphatase/nucleotidase. The coding region runs from base 1 to 1101 and encodes 366 amino acids. The record is from RefSeq and is a predicted model, not a curated record. Lineage: Eukaryota; Fungi; Ascomycota; Dothideomycetes; Mycosphaerellales; Teratosphaeriaceae. Gene Ontology annotation, molecular function: hydrolase activity. Gene Ontology annotation, cellular component: P-body. The transcript has 2 exons.